Molecule: messenger RNA, 843 nt
Organism: Diatraea saccharalis (sugarcane borer)
Lineage: Eukaryota; Metazoa; Arthropoda; Insecta; Lepidoptera; Crambidae
Source: the annotation of a GenBank genome assembly
GUAUUAACAUUAGCAGUCUGCAGAAAAAAUCACUUGAUUUAUUUAAUUUCAGAUAGGUAUUUAAAAUCGACUAUAUACGGUAUUUAUUCAUCUUCGUAUCUGAACAACUGACUUUAUAAUACGGCGAUAUGACAACAGUUAUUAAAUAUGUUGGAAGAACCACAGAUUUUAAAGGUAAAACUCUAUGGGAAAUAGUUGGUAACUUGAAGAACUUGGGAGUUGGGAGAAUUAUUGUACGAUCAGUGUUUGAACGAUAUCCUGAACCUAGUUUUAUGAAGAUUGUCAAGGUUGAAACUUGUCCCGACGAAGAAAGGCGUAGAGUUCGUGUUUGGGUAGAAAAAACUUUUAGGGGUAGAAAGUUGCCAGGUCUUACUGAGAUAUACCGAACAUCAUACAAACCUGAUUACAAACUCAUACCAAAACAUGAGGAAUCUAAACUCUUAACUUCAGUUACUAACGAGCAUUAUUUCCCUGAAGUGAUCUUGCCAAAUACUAUUGAAAUGCCACCUUUAAUGAAAAAGUUCAUUAUAAAGGAUCACGAGAAGAAAGGCUUAGAGUUGAUGAAGAAUUUGGUAAUGCCUCUGAGUUACAACAACAGCCCAAAUAGAGUACAAAGAAUCGCCAAACCCGGUGAGCAACCUACCGUUGAAUUCACUAUGAGCCUAGGGAAACCAGCAAGUCCAUCUCUUUAUGAAGGAGUGCUUCAUAAGUAAAAUAAUAGUAGUUAUUGCAUUUAGAAUAUAUAAUGUAAUGUAGUUAGAAAUAUUGAAAAUAAUAAAAACAAUGGAUAAUCAAUAGUGAUGUGAUCAUUUAUGAAAAUUUUUGUAGAGAUGCAAAUUUCUU